Colletotrichum lupini is the source of this 3909-nucleotide messenger RNA. RefSeq names its product KilA-N domain-containing protein. Gene Ontology annotation, cellular component: mitochondrion. NCBI's taxonomy places the organism in Eukaryota, Fungi, Ascomycota, Sordariomycetes, Glomerellales, Glomerellaceae. The transcript is spliced from 16 exons. Bases 1 to 3909 code for a protein of 1302 amino acids. Gene Ontology annotation, molecular function: NADP binding; DNA binding; NAD binding. The record is from RefSeq and is a predicted model, not a curated record. Gene Ontology annotation, biological process: L-valine catabolic process.
AUGCGGCAAGUGGCAGUCGCGAUAGACAGGUACAUCUCUUCCAGUGUUAUAGUCUUGGGUAACAGAGGUAUCCAUCUAUGUCGCAUACUUCGUUCCAAUAGUGCCUUUUACGUGCUCUUCGACCUUCAGGCUUCUCCCGCGUCAGGGUCACGCCGUCACGCUUCGCUUUCCGAACCCGCAGUUCCACCCCUCCCUCCAAUCUUACCCAAUGAGCAGGAGGACCCCCAAAGUUUGAGACACGCUGCUGGAGACUCGAGUGGUGAGGUACCUACUGCUCCAAUUUGCGCGCGCAAAAGUAGCCCAGCUUCAGGCUCUUCCCGUCCCGGGGCCGCCUCUCUUCCUUCCAUUUCCUCCCCCGUCCUCUCCUCCUCACAAGUCACCACCACCACCUCUCUCUCUCUCUCUUAUCCCGCGACUCGUCCCUCCCUCUUUCCUUCACACCACCACUACCACACCUCACUCUCUCACACACAUUCCCUCCACAUCUUCUUUCUUCCCCUCGAUCCAUCCUUUGAGACAGCUUUGCCCUUUGUGCCUACCCGUCACGUCACGUUGGCGCUCCGAGGAUCCAACUCCAUCGCCAGCUCCCGUCAGCCCCAACGAGUCUUCGGUAAGCGACACCUACCACAGACCUCACCAUCAUUCUCUUCUUUGCGCGCCAUCUAUGCGCUCCUACCUGCCCUCAAGCUGACGCGACGAUUUAGUCCCUUCCUCCGAUCGAGCCCAUCGUCGACGCGACCUGGAAGACACCACUCCUCGAUUGCCGCCAGCGCGCAUCGCAAACUUCCUUUGAACCGGCACCUGCCCGCAAAGCGCAACACCCUCAUGACUGAGGAUGUGCCCCGUUACGAUGACCUCGUAGCCCGUCGUCGACUCGGUCAGACUCAGCUGACGGCCAAGAUGGUCAACCUGGCCGAAGGGGAAGGCGCUGCUCUCGGUGUAUUCGACUAUGCCCACCUCCGCGCUCCCUUGCCCAAGGGUAUCGUCUCUGGCAUCUUCAAGUCCAGCCCUAACAGCUACUUCUUGAUGCGACGCAGCCACGACGGCUUUGUUUCUGCGACAGGAAUGUUCAAGGCCACUUUCCCUUACGCCGAGGCCGCCGAAGAAGAGGCCGAACGCAAGUACAUUAAGUCACUCGCUUCUACCAGCCCCGAGGAGACUGCCGGCAACGUCUGGAUUCCUCCAGACCAUGCAUUGGCGCUGGCUGAGGAGUACGGCGUUGGGCCUUGGAUCCGCGCCCUACUGGAUCCCGCGACUAUUGCCGUUUCCAACACCCCUGAUAGCCCUCCUAAGAAGAUCACGGCGCCCCCCAAGUACGAGCUUCUCAAGGCUCACCCUCAGCUUGCUCCUCCUACCCCGACUUCACUCCCUCGUAGCACUCGAUCUCGCCGCUCAGCAAGCCCUACCAAGGCCGCCGCUGUCACGACACUCCCUAGACCUGUCCGAUCGCCCAGAAAGCGCCGGGCCAAGGCCGACUCUGUUGAGCCUAGAGAAUCUACGCCCACAAUUGCCACUAAGCUGGAAGUCAACGGCGUUAUUGAAGAGGACAAGGACGCCGAAGCGGAGAUCAAGACCAUUGUCAAGACUGUCGAGACGGAACCAGUGCUUGUAUUCGAGGCUAGGGAAGAAGAGCCCAAGGCCAAGGUCAUAGUUGACCAAGCUAUCAAGACGGAUGAGGACGGCAACGAGACUAAGCACACUGCCGUGUCACUAGAGCUUCCUCUGUUGAGCGCAGAGCCACCAUCUGCCGAGGAGACUGCGCGUAUGAUUGCGGAGGCGAAGCAAAUGGUCGAGGCGGCCGCCAUCAAGUCAGAAGGCGUUGACAGUCCCAAGGCCAAGAGCAAGCGUGGAGCCGAAGAGAUUUCAAAAGGAGACGAUGAGGAUGAGGAGAAGGAGGUCGUCGAGGAGCCGCGGUCGAAGAAGGCCAAGACCACCGAGGUGCAGGUCAAGAAGCUCCGCGUACGGAACCGGGCUUUGUUUGGUCUGAGUGCCGUGUCACUGGCCGUCGGCGCAUUCUCGUACUUUUCGUGGAAUAUCAGAUAUUCUGACUGCCUCAAGCCCAUAGAGCCCGAGGGCACUCGGGCCAGCUUUCUUUUCACUCGUUGCUUGUGGAAUAUUGGGUGGGAUCAAAUAAGUUUGAUGUAUUGUUUAGGUAUUUCUCUGCUUUUUGGCGUCGAAUGGGAUACGGUGCAUGCGUUGCAAGAGAUGCUUCUUCGAGGCGCUAUCGUCUUGACAAUUAUGUCGCUCCUACCCGGAUGCUCCAUUUCGCUCAAGCAGAGCCUCAUCCGGUUUUUGCUUGGGUUGUUGACUGGCUUGUAUGUUACAAGUUGGCCGUACGAGGCCCUUGUCCCUAAGCUAUCCCAGCCGCUGCUGGUAGAAAACAAUGGCCCAACCGUCUAUUACUCAGUCAGACGUCCCAUUAUUUCAUGGAAGGCCCUUGGCGAAGAGUCAGUUCCUCGCCGAAAUCUCCACCACUUAUCCCUUCAGUCUCCAUCGUCGUCUCAACUGUCUCCAUCGGCAAUGGAGAUGAUGUUUGUCAAACUGAUGUCAUUCGGUCCACAUGCCACGGCAUAUAAGAAAUCAGAAAUUUCUCACGAUGGCCGCUCCCGCAGACGCACCAAUGCAUGGGUUGGGAGACAAAGGUCUCGGAUGACGGGGGGAGGGGCCAAGGGCCAAGGUCCAAGGUCGCCCGCGUGCAUCAUUCGGGGUAGACACGAGCGGGCAUGGCUAACACCGGCAAUGGCCGGCUCCCCGGAUAACCGUUGGCUUGCUCCCCCGCAGCGCGCAAGCGGAGCAUUGUACACUUACAUCUUUCCGGUUUUGAUUUCCACAUUGCGAGCUCUGCCGAGACUCGUUCAACAACAGCGCGGCUUUGCGACGACGCACCGGCGGUUGGAGAGUUAUGGCUUCAUCGGCUUAGGACAAAUGGGUUACCAAAUGGCCAAGAACCUUCAGUCCAAGUUGAGUCCCAAAGAUGAGAUUCGCAUCUUUGACAUCAAUAAAGACGCCGUCUCCAACCUGGCAAAGGAGAUGGACCAGUCUCAGGCCGGCGGCGCAAAGGUUGCUGUUGUUGACACUGCACGAGAUGCCAACUUCCUAAGUCUUCUGAUCUCGAGAGCCUCAUGCCGUAUUUCUUCAAGCUCCAAUUUCUGUACCAAGGGCAUGAAUACUCAUACGACUCACCAGGACACCAUCAUCACCGUUCUCCCCGAACCAUCCCACGUCAAAGCAGUCUACGCCUCCAUCCUCAAAGACCUGCCCUCCCGCAAACGCACCUUUAUAGACUGCUCCACCAUCGACCCCUCCUCGUCCCGCGAGGUCGCCGCCUCGGUCUCGGCCUCAACCAGCAACCGGGGCACUUUCGUCGACGCCCCAAUGUCCGGCGGCGUCGUCGGUGCCACGGCCGGCACGCUCACCUUCAUGCUCGGCUGCGACGCAACGCAUCUUCCCACCGUGGAGCCGACGCUCCUGCGUAUGGGCAGGCGCGUGUUGCACUGCGGACCGCAGGGGACGGGGCUCUCGGCGAAACUGGCGAAUAAUUACCUACUGGCCAUUAACAACAUCGCCACGGCUGAGGCGAUGAACCUGGGCAUGAAGUGGGGGUUGGAUCCCAAGGUUCUCGCGGGCGUGAUCAACGUUAGUACGGGCAAGUGCUGGCCUAGCGAGGUGAAUAACCCCGUCAAGGGCGUCGUCGAGGGGAGUCCCGCGGGACGGGAUUAUAAGGGCGGGUUCGGGAUCGGGCUGAUGCGCAAAGAUCUUGGGUUGGCCGUCGUUGCUGCGCGGGAGGCUGGUGCCAAGUUGGAGUUGGCGGGCAAGGCAACCGAGGUGUAUGCUUCUGCUGAGACCGAGGAAGGGUGCAAAGGGCGGGACUUUUCCGUCGUUUAUCGGUACUUGGGAGGCAAGGAGUGA